This is a messenger RNA of Planococcus citri (citrus mealybug), 2856 nucleotides long. RefSeq lists its product as uncharacterized. The record is from RefSeq and is a predicted model, not a curated record. The coding region runs from base 145 to 1812 and encodes 555 amino acids. The transcript has 10 exons. NCBI's taxonomy places the organism in Eukaryota, Metazoa, Arthropoda, Insecta, Hemiptera, Pseudococcidae.
UUCAAUCGCCUCUGGGUACUUAAACCUACUAUAUCAAAAUUUGGGUAUAUUAACAGAUUGAAAAUGUUCUAGACGUUCAUUUUAUUUUUAACGUGACUGAAGUGAGUUACUAUUUACCCAUAAUUGUGAGAAUAAUUGUUCGGUAUGUUCUCGCAGAUUUCUCGUGUUGUUUUCAUUUUGAUUUUUAUCAAUGUGGCGAAUGGACUCGGCGAUUCGAAUGGAAUAGAUCUUUCGAAAUGUAGUUACUUAAAAACCAACGAUUACGCAUAUUCAUUUUAUCCGAUCCAAGAAGUAAAAAAUGGCAGUGGAAUUUUUCUGACGUUUAAAGUGAAAGCUAAACGAGACGCUCUAAUCAUCUUCUCUCCGACAAAUGAGCCAGCGAAAAAUGGUCAACAAGUUUUCGAAGUGGUUUUAGGAGGUUAUGGGAAUACACGUUCGACAAUACGAACAACUCCAAAGGGAGGCGAAGAGAUCAGCUACAAUGAGACAAAUAUAGUAUCGUCUGAAAAAUGGAAUCAUUUCUGGAUUCGAAUCAACUCAAACGGAUCAUUGAUUGAAGUCGGAAAGAACAACAGCGACGGUAGCUCCGCAAUCAUGACUUUUAAAACCAAGCCCAGGACAAUCAAGUAUUAUGGAUUUUCUAGCUGGAACUAUGAAAACGAAGUCGAGUGGGCUUUUCAGUGCAGCAAGAACGAUAAUUCAGUAGAAGAUGUUUCCAAAUGUCGAGCUGUAAACACUGACGAAUACGUAUACACGUAUUAUCCAAUCGACGACAUAAAGACUGCCACAGGGAUCUUUUUGACAUUCAAUGUAAAAGCUGGACGAGACGCUUUAAUAAUUUUUUCUCCAACAAACCAGCCAAACAAGACUGAGAAAGUUUUUGAAGUAGUCUUAGGUGGUUAUAGGAAUACUCGUUCAAUGAUUCGGAUAACUCCAACGGGAGGUGAAGUGACUACACGCAAUGAGACCGAUAUAUUAUCUCCGGAAAAAUGGCGUAAAUUCUGGAUUCGAAUUAACUCGAAUGGAUCAUUAAUUGAGGUGGGAAAACACGGAAGGCCUGCUUUCAUGUCUGUUAAAAAUCAGUCUAGGCCAAUUAAGUACUACGGAUUCGCUAGUUGGAUAGAUAAGAAUCCUGUUAACUGGACUUUUUCGUGUAUCCAGAACAACAAAACAGAUCAAUGCCACCCAACGAGUUUAACAACGACGAAAUACGACUACCAAUUGUUCCCAAUCGACUACCUCGUAAAAAAUGAACAUGGAAUACUACUAAAUUUCAGCGUAAAAGCUGAACGAGACGCUCAUAUUCUUUUAUCUUCAACAAAUCAAACAGUCUCGAGAGGUCAGAAUGAUUAUGAAAUAGUUUUGGGAUCACAUAGAAAUACGAAAUCGGAAAUUCGACCAUCGACGAAUGAAAGUAACGAAAAAGAUAUCGUAACUUUGAAAGAAUGGCGUACAUUCUGGAUUCGAGUUUCGUCCGAUGGAUUAAUCGAAGUAGGAAAGAAUGGAAAUAAAUCUUCAUUCAUGUCGUGGAACGCUACCGGUGGCACGAAUUUUACCCAUUUUGGAUUCGCUAGUUGGAAUGGCAAUACUGUGAACUGGAUGAUCCAUUGUAGUCAGAUUCGGGAUGAUAAAAAUAAAACCAAAAAUGACAAGAUCCUCGCAAAAGAUUUGUUGACGAACUAUUCUCGAUCUACGCCUCCAAAUGGUAAUGGAACAUUUCUGGAUCAAGCAAAUAUUACAAUCGUAAUCCAAAAUUCCACUUUCUCGGACCCUGAAUCUGUCGAGAUAAACGGAUUAGCAAAAAUAACGUGAAAAGACAAUCGCUUGGCAUGGGUACCAAAAUUAUACAACAAUCUCUCGACUUGGAACAUGGAUUAUGGAUUAGUAUGGACACCUGAUAUAACCAUUAAAAACAACCAAUUAGCCAACAAUAUUUCAUUGGCAUCUGGCAAUGUAACGAUUUCAUAUAACGGACGCGUAUCAUGGACUACUCCUUUGCAUAUAAAAAUAUCAUGCCUUCCGAAGGGAAAAAAUUGGAAAAAAUCACAAUUAACAUGCAAGAUUAAUUCUACGUAUAUUGCAUCUCAUGUCGACUUGAAAAUUUCACAACAUUAUACUUCAACAAACAACGAAACAGCUCCAUUUUUCUUCAAUAAAAGUCAGAAUUUGCAGAAUAGAGAACCUGAUUUCACCGUAGACCUAAUCUAUGAAAACCAGAUUACCAAAAAUCUCUCUGCGUGUAAACAAAUAACGACCAAUAGCUACGAUUAUAAAUUUUAUCCAAUCAACGGUCUGAAAAAUGCAAGCGGAGUUUACUUGAAUUUUUUCGUAAAAGGAGAAAAUAAUGCUCACAUCAUCUUCUCUUCCAACAAUAAAUCGGUUAGAACGGGUGAAAAAGUCUACGAAAUAGUUUUGGGAGCUUAUGAAAAUACACGUUCGGUAAUCCGGUUAUCUCCAACGGGAGACAAUCUUUACAAACAUGAAGUGAGCAAUAUCAUAUCACCCGAUGAAUGGCGUCAAUUCUGGAUUCGAAUCAGGUCAAAUGGGUUAAUCGAAGUUGGAGAAAAUGGAGGUUCCGAAUUCAUGCGUUUGGAAACAGAUUUGAUACCAAUUGAGUACUUCGGAUUUGCUAGUUGGAAAAAUGGUAACAUUGUGAAUUGGGUUUUCCAGUGUCCCGAAUAACGACGCCAGUAUAUAAAUUUCACUGGGAUGAUUCGAGACGAGAAAUAUCGUCAUGGAUUACGAACAAAUUUCAAGUAUUUGCAUUAAUUUAAUUUUUUUUAAAAUAAGACAUAUUGUUAACUCUUUCUGUGAUAUUUUGAUCCUAAGUGAAAAUAAAAAGAAUUUAUAACACUA